GAGAAAAAGGGAAUUGGGAAAGAGAGGAUGAUGAAAGGAGAGCAGUAGCACUACAUGCGCAGCUUGUCUCUCUGCCAGCUUUGCUUCUUCUAUCUUCAUCCAUUCCUCCAUUUCUCCAUUAUUGCUUCUUCUUCUUCUUCUUCUUCACUUUCUCUCUCUAACCAGCUUUCGUCCACAUUCUUGCUUUUAUUCAUUUGAAUUUUUCGCAAAUGUCAUCCUCCGACGACGAAGGCGGUGAGGAGUAUCUCUUCAAGAUCGUCAUCAUCGGAGAUUCUGCCGUCGGUAAGUCCAAUUUGCUCUCUCGUUAUGCUAGAAACGAGUUUAAUCUCCACUCCAAAGCCACCAUCGGCGUCGAAUUUCAAACUCAGGUUAUGGAUAUUGACGGCAAAGAGGUUAAGGCUCAGAUUUGGGAUACUGCUGGCCAGGAAAGGUUCCGUGCUGUUACCUCUGCCUAUUACCGCGGUGCUGUUGGUGCUCUUAUCGUUUAUGAUAUCAGCCGUCGCUCCACUUUUGAUAGUGUCGGCCGAUGGCUCGACGAGCUCAAGACUCAUUCCGAUACAACUGUAGCAAUGAUGCUAGUCGGGAACAAAUGCGAUUUGGAGAACAUUAGGGAUGUAAGUGUCGAGGAUGGCACGAGUCUUGCAGAAGCCGAAGGGUUGUUCUUCAUGGAGACAUCUGCUCUAGACUCAACAAAUGUGAAAAGGGCAUUUGAAAUUGUGAUCCGAGAAAUAUACAACAAUGUGAGCAGGAAGGUCCUGAAUUCAGAUACAUACAAAGCAGAAUUAUCGGUGAACCGGGUGAGCCUUGUGAACAACGGUGGAUCGAAGCAAUCAGAAGGAUACUUGUCUUGCUGUUCCAGGUGAUUGAUUAUCUUUUCAUCUCUUAGCUCCACAAAAUUAGUGUUGUUAUUUUCACCAUGUUGGCUUCCUAAAGUCUCCUGUUUUUGGUUGGUGUGGUGAAUCAAUCAAAUUUAUGUGUUUGUUUGUUUCAUAAAUUUCACUCAAAAGCGCUCCACAUAUGCAUGCAAUAUGUAAGACCAUUUCCAAAUAUAGAAAAGAAAUCAUUUCUUUCAAUUUAAUUAAGAAGAGACAGUGAAAAAGAAAACACUUUUUGUAUUAAUUAUUUAUUUGAAGCAAAUUGUAAGAGCAAGCAAAUUUGAACAUUAUUUUAUUUAAUUUUUGAAUAUCUUUUUAGUUUGUAAAGUUGGGGUUUUGUUGUGUGA
Messenger RNA from Cucumis sativus (cucumber), 1222 nucleotides. RefSeq names its product ras-related protein RABA5d. Gene Ontology annotation, cellular component: endosome. The transcript has 2 exons. Gene Ontology annotation, molecular function: GTPase activity; GTP binding. Lineage: Eukaryota; Viridiplantae; Streptophyta; Magnoliopsida; Cucurbitales; Cucurbitaceae. The record is from RefSeq and is a predicted model, not a curated record. Bases 210 to 863 code for a protein of 217 amino acids.